Coniophora puteana RWD-64-598 SS2 is the source of this 447-nucleotide messenger RNA. RefSeq lists its product as uncharacterized. The transcript has 3 exons. The annotation marks the transcript as partial. The record is from RefSeq and is a predicted model, not a curated record. NCBI's taxonomy places the organism in Eukaryota, Fungi, Basidiomycota, Agaricomycetes, Boletales, Coniophoraceae.
GAGAAGCAUGAGGAGGAGGGGCCGCCGAGCCCGCCGAAGAAGAAGAUGCCGGUGAUGUUUUUCGAUGAGGCGCAUAAGCUGCCAGCACUGAUCCAGAGCACGGACGCGAUGCGGUGUUUGCUGGACUCGAUGCUCGUGCUCACGAAGCAGGACCGGCUGUGCCAUGUUAUCCAUGCGACGAGCGAUCCGUUCUACCAGACGUGGCUGAGGAAGCUGAAUGUCAUGCAGCACUGCAAGAUCCUUACCAUCGGAGAUUGCACAAAGGUCGAAACACGGACGUUCUUCUUUGAGCGGCUGGUGCCCCGUGUUCCGGAAGAAUUGCGACCUGGGCUCUCGUUUGAGAUCCUGUGGGACGCGUUCGGUGGGAAGUUGGCGCAUUGGCAGGACUUUAUCAACGACUAUGGUAUGGUGUCUGUCCUCGCACAUUCGCCGCUCUUUUUGACGUAG